GUUGACAUUUCAAUCACUCUCUUUGAAUCCACGUCUCUCUGCCACCCAAACCUCUCAACAUCCGAUUAUUCCCUGCCACCUCUCACCUCUCUCUCUCCGAAUUUUCCCUGAAAAAUCUUUCAAAGUUCUUAUUUUUUUCCAAAGAAAAAACCCUAAUCUUACCCCCCUCUGCAUUUCUGCGACAUGUCGUUCGACGAAGAAGAGUCCUUCGAACACACCCUCCUCGUCGUCCGCGAAGUCUCCGUGUACAAAAUCCCGCCCCGCUCCACCUCCGGCGGCUACAAAUGCGGUGAGUGGCUCCAAUCUGACAAGAUCUGGACGGGUCGGCUCCGGGUCGUCUCGUGCAAGGACCGUUGCGAGAUCCGAUUAGAGGAUCCCAACUCGGCUGAGCUCUUCGCCGCUUGUUUCGUCCACCCGGGCCAACGCGAGAGCUUCGUCGAGCCCGCCCUCGAUUCCUCACGAUACUUCGUGCUCAAGAUCGAGGACGGGCAUGGGAAACACGCGUUUAUCGGGCUUGGGUUUAAUGAACGGAACGAGGCGUUUGAUUUCAACGUGGCGUUGUCCGAUCACGAGAAGUAUGUUAGAAGAGAAAAUGAGAAAGAGACCGGUGAGACGAGUGAGAGUGACUCUCAUAUUGAUAUUCAUCCCGCUGUUAAUCACAGAUUGAAGGAAGGUGAGACCAUCCGGAUUAAUGUGAAGAACAAGCCAUCUAGUGGAACUGGCAUGCUUUCAGCUGCAGGAUUGUCAGGAGGACUUUCAGGUAGUGGAAAGCCUAAGCCUUUGGGCCUAGCCCCACCACCCACUGGUGCAGGAAAAAUAAGGUCUCCUCUCCCACCCCCUCCCAACGACCCUGCUACUGCUCGGAUGACCUCUACUAGUCAAGGUGUUGGUCUAAGAGCACCCAAGGAAAACGCAAGACGAACUGACCCUUUAACAGAUUUUUCUCAACUAGAGAGGAAUCUUCCUGCUACUGGAUCAGGAUCUAAGAAGACCACUGCAUCAGGAUGGGCGGCUUUCUAAUUGUGUGAACAUUUGUCGAGUAUGUAAGAUCCUCUGUUUGAUGUUUUUGAUAUUUGAAAGGAAAAUGAAGAGAGAAAAAAAAAAACAAAGAAAGGACAAGGUAUCAAAUACUUCCAAAUGUUUGGAAAAUAAUGAUUCCAAGAUCAUAAUGAUAUGCCUCUUUUGUCGUACUUGAACGUGUAUGAUUUUGUCUUUAUACUAUUUACAUAUAAUGGAGAAAUUUCUCAUUUUUCUUUUAAA
Molecule: messenger RNA, 1260 nt
Organism: Theobroma cacao (cacao)
Lineage: Eukaryota; Viridiplantae; Streptophyta; Magnoliopsida; Malvales; Malvaceae
Gene: ABCI18
Product: non-intrinsic ABC protein 4
Biological process (GO): endocytosis
Cellular component (GO): membrane; clathrin vesicle coat
Source: RefSeq, a predicted model, not a curated record